GCUUCCUCCUUUCUUCAUCAGGCUCAGUAUACUCUUAAUAUUAAGUUUAUUUGAAUUUUAAAAUGAUUAAUUUUCUGUUAAUAGAUUAAUAAUAUAUUAUUUUGAUUUUAAUGUUAUUAAUUUUUAUUUAUUUGAAAUUAUUGUUAGGUUUCAACAUAAAUGGCAAGUGCAGAAAGCAACUCAAUAGAGUCUCCAAUGAUAUCAAAAAAAGAUCCUGCGUGGAAGUAUAAUUAUUUGAAGGAUCCGAAAGAUCCUAAUGCAGUGACUUGCAUAUUCUGCGAUAAGACUACCAGAGGUGGUAUUUUUCGUGCAAAACAACAUCUAGUAGGAAAUUUCAAGAAUGCAGCAGCUUGCAAAAAAUGUCCACCUGAGGUAAAAGAAGAGUUGCUGAAUUAUAUGAAUGAAAAGAAGACACAAAAGAAUGAAUCUUAUGGGAAUUUACCAGAAGACAAUGUUGAACAUAUCAGAGAUGAAGAAGAAGAUUAUUCUACGAGUAUUAACCCAAGUGAAAAAAGAGUAUACGACAAAAAGGGAAAAGAAGUUAUGAGUACUAAAAAAGGUAGAAAAGGACCGAUGGAUCUAUAUAUGCUUCAAGGAUCCCAGAAACAACAAGGGCAAGCAGGAGGCUCAAAAUUGAGACAAACAAAUAUAAGUGAUGCUUGUGAUAAAGAAAUAAGAGGAAGAACAAUUCAGCACAUUGCUCGCUUCUUCUAUCAGGCUGGUCUUCCCCUUAGUACAACUCGUUUAGACAGUUUUAAGGAUAUGAUUGAAGCUAUUGGAAGAUAUGGUGCAGGAUUAAAACCUCCAAGUUAUUAUGAGAUGCGAGUUCCAUUGCUGCAAAAAGAGUUGAAUUAUACAAAUGACUUACUAAAGGGUCAUAAAGAAUCAUGGGCAACACAUGGUUGCUCUAUUAUGUCAGAUGUUUGGACUGAUAGGAGGCGCAGGAGUAUAAUUAAUUUUAUGGUUAAUUGUUCUUUAGGGACUAUGUUUGUGAAGUCAAUAGAUGCUUCAUCUUUUGUAAAAUCUGGAGACAAGAUAUAUGAUUUACUUGACAACUUCGUGGAAGAAAUUGGAGAACAAAAUAUCGUUCAAAUCAUAACCGACAAUGGAAGCAACUAUGUUUUAGCUGGUAAUAUUCAUCUUUUGAUUUUGUUAAUUAUUUUAUCUUCAAUUAAGUGUGUUAAACUCUUAAGUCUUAUCAUUUUUGUUAUCCUUUGUCUCAGGUAAAUUGCUUGAAUCAAAAAGACAACACUUGUAUUGGACUCCAUGUGCAGCAUAUUGUAUUGAUUUAAUGUUGGAAGAUAUUGGAAAGAUCUUAGCAAUCAAGAAAACCUUAGAAAGGGCAAUUUUUGUUGUUGGAUUUCUUUAUAAUCACAUUGGGGCUUUGAAUAUGAUGAGAGAAUUUACAGGGAAUAAAGAAUUAGUGAGACAUGGUGUUACCCGAUUUGCUACUUCAUUCUUGACAUUACAGAGCGUGCAUCGUCAAAAACAUACUCUGAGAAAUAUGUUUACCUCUGAGAAAUGGGUGACAAGCAAAUGGGCAAAAGAAGCAAAAGGCAAGAGGGCUGCUGAUAUCAUCUUAAUGCCAUCCUUUUGGAAUCAUAUAGUUUAUAUAUUAAAGGUAAUGGGCCCUCUUGUUCGAGUCCUUCGAUUGGUGGAUAAUGAAAAUAAGCCUGCAAUGGGAUAUAUUUAUGAGGCUAUGGAUAGAGCAAAGGAGACGAUUAAAAGAUCUUUUAAUGAAAAUGAAGAAAAAUAUGAGAAAAUUUUUACAAUCAUUGACGAAAGAUGGAAUUGUCAACUUCAUCGUCCCUUGCAUGCAGCAGGAUAUUAUUUGAACCCUGAAUUCUUUUAUAAGAUUAAAUCUGUUGGAUUUGAUGCAGAAGUUUUGGGUGGGUUAUAUCAGUGUGUUGCAAGAUUAGUUCCCAGCAUUGAGGUUCAAGAUAAGAUUAUUCAUGAAUUAUCUUUAUAUAAAAAUGCUGAAGGUCUUUUUGGAAUUCCAAUUGCCGUUCGAUCCAGGACAACUACCUCUCCAGCUGAAUGGUGGAGUCUAUUUGGAAAUUCCACCCCGAACUUACAGAAAUUUGCUGUCAAAGUACUUAGUUUGACAUGUAGUGCUUCGGGUUGUGAGCGAAACUGGAGUGUCUUUGAGCAUGUAAGUAUUACUAAAUAUUUUUAUUUUAAUUAAUUUAUUUAUUUAGAUAUAUGUAUUAAUAUAUUUUUAAAUUAUAUGACAUGACAGAUUCACUCGAAGAGAAGAAAUCGGUUAGAACAUCAACGAUUGCACGAUCUUGUUUACAUAAAGUAUAAUCAAGCUUUGAAGACUCGUCAUGAUUUGAAAAAUAGAUUUGAUUCAAUCUCAUUGCAAGAUAUUGAUGAUUCAAAUGAG
This is a messenger RNA of Musa acuminata AAA Group (dessert banana), 2386 nucleotides long. RefSeq lists its product as uncharacterized. The transcript is spliced from 2 exons. The coding region runs from base 160 to 1227 and encodes 355 amino acids. Lineage: Eukaryota; Viridiplantae; Streptophyta; Magnoliopsida; Zingiberales; Musaceae. The record is from RefSeq and is a predicted model, not a curated record.